Messenger RNA from Alternaria burnsii, 468 nucleotides. RefSeq lists its product as uncharacterized. The record is from RefSeq and is a predicted model, not a curated record. The transcript has a single exon. The coding region runs from base 1 to 468 and encodes 155 amino acids. NCBI's taxonomy places the organism in Eukaryota, Fungi, Ascomycota, Dothideomycetes, Pleosporales, Pleosporaceae.
AUGCCGAAUUAUAAACAAGUCAAAGAUUUGGUCUUGCCCCAAAAGCAGACACUACCUGCACUGAAAGUUUUCUACAUCGCCCUUCAGGAUGAGGGUCUUCAGAAGCUUGUGCGGAUGACGCUUGACCCAGUAAUACAGGACGAUCGAUCAGAUAUGGAGGAUACACUCAUCAGAACUGAAUCUGUCACAGAGAUACCUGAUCCCAUAAAGACUAAAUCCCAUGGUUGGCGUCCAUACGUUGAAAAGCCUCACAUACGUUGGGCUGGGCAUAAGUAUGUGCUUGAGCCAGGCGAGAGGUCCGUGUCUGAGUUCCACCACGCAGAGGCGAACGAGAUAAGAUCGCCAGAGAUGUAUCCUUGGUUAACAGGACUGAUUGGGAAUAGCGCUCAGUUAGUAACGGACGACAUUUCUGACCUGUCCGUGGAGGAGGAAGACUAUGGUCGCGAGUAUAUGAUAUACAAAGAAUGA